Messenger RNA from Pyrus x bretschneideri (Chinese white pear), 1909 nucleotides. RefSeq names its product probable membrane-associated kinase regulator 4. Lineage: Eukaryota; Viridiplantae; Streptophyta; Magnoliopsida; Rosales; Rosaceae. Gene Ontology annotation, molecular function: kinase inhibitor activity. Bases 205 to 1293 code for a protein of 362 amino acids. The transcript has a single exon. Gene Ontology annotation, cellular component: plasma membrane. The record is from RefSeq and is a predicted model, not a curated record.
UGAUAGAGAAAAAGAGAACAUUUAGAAAUGAGCCAACAGAAAAAGGUCCACAUCUAAUUUUAUAUUUGGAAUUUGGCAGCACUAAAAAAAUAUUCGAAAAACAGUUUAUUUUUUACUAUAAGUUAGCACCAUCGACAAUCUCUAAAGGUUGCAUAACAACUUUCAAAAACCUCACAAAGCUCGUCUUCAAGCACCACAGAAGCCAUGGCUGUAGACCACCUAUCCUGUGACCAUGCAGACGACGACUACAUCGACAUGGAUGUCGGUUCAUACUCUGCCUUCCUCAACCAUUCCAUGAGCUCUCCUCCACACGCCAGAGAGUUUGAGUUUCAAAUGUCAUCCACUUCUUUGGAGAGAGAUCCCCCCACAACUUCUCCAGCUGAUGAGCUCUUUUACAAAGGGAAACUCCUUCCCCUCCACCUCCCCCCGCGCUUACAAAUGGUCGAGAAACUACUACAGAACUCCUAUUCUAGUUUUGAUCACCAAAAAGAUAUGUUCGAAGAAUUCUAUAGCACUCCAUUGGCCACCACUGCCCCAACUCCAACUACAACCAGCACCCCAUUUGAGUCCUGCAAUAUUUCGCCUUCGGAGUCUUGCCAGGUUAGUAGGGAGCUGAAUCCCGAGGAGUAUAUUUUGGAGUACUCAACUGAAGCAAGCGGCUUCAUAAAUGAAAACCCGAAAAAGUCUUGGACCAAAAAGUUCAGGCAGUCAUUGCUUGGUUCAAAGCUGAAGUCUUCCCGGGCUUACCUCAAGUCUCUGUUUGGCAAAUACAGUUGUUCCAAUGAGUCCAGUGCAGCUGCUGCCAGGAAUGUAGAUGGAGGAAUGGCUUUCAAAUCUGAGGAUUUAAGUAAAUAUAUGAAGACAUCCAAGAGCCCAUUUGGACACACUCAGAGGGAGAAAUACCAAAUGUCUGCUUCUGGUGCGAGGAGCUUCAGCAAAGACAAGAUCAUUGAGGAUGGUGCUGCUCUCCACAGGAGAUCAUUCUCACUGGCCGUCAAACGGAAUCCAACAAAGAUCUUGACAUCCUCUUCAUCAUCUUCGGGCUCUUCAUCUUCUUCUUCAUCAUCUUCAAAUCAUUCAAGUGGGACUCAGGAGCUGCAGUUUCUGAAGAGAUGCAACAGUGCAAGUUCAGAAAUUGAGAGUUCAAUUCAGGGGGCAAUUGCACAUUGCAAGCAGUCGCAGCAACGUUUCCGUUCAAGAAAGACAGUAAGUGAAGUUGGGUUCUACUCCUUGUCAGCUUCCAGGAUAGCAGCUUGCGAGAAUCAAGAAAGACCGGAGCUUUGCAGGGGCUGAAGGGGAUCUCAGUGAGUGAGAGGGAGGGAUGGCAAAGUACAAACUUUUGACUUGUGUUAGUGAUGUGCUCUUUCUUUCCUUCUUUCACAAAUUUGAUAAAUGGAUAUGCUUUGAUUCAGUGCAAGGCUGUCAGAAACUCUGUCAUGGCAAGAUAAAUUGAGCACAAACAAAUAAGGAUUAACCAACACAAAUUUCGAACCCUCAAAUCAGCAAGCAUUCAACAAUUUUGAUUUACUGAUGUCUUUUAAAUCACCUGAUACUUUCUAGUAAACAUUUUCUUAGACAGGACGUCAUGUUUUUCCCUAUUCCUGACAACUGUUUCACUUCCAGCAAAUUCCGUAGCUCUAGACUUCAACUAGCUAAGUUUUGAAUCUACAAUAGCUAUCUUUUAAGAUGUCAUAAACCAGUGAAUUGGGAAAGAAAAGUUCGGGAUAGUAUCCGCGUCAACAGUCUUCAUCAACCCUGAUUUUAUUCAAGGAGUCACCCAAUGGACUAUGAAUCGAUGAACAUAAAUAAAUAAAUAAAUCUUCUCAUCAUCAUAUAUGGAUAGCUAAUUUUAUUCAACACCCAUCAAUUCAAUGAGCCGACACCAUUCCCCGAUGAAUAUUUAAGUGCA